AUGCAGAACGGUAAAAAGUACCUGGCAGAUGUAAAAGAGGAACAGUUAACGUCAAGAAUUGUCCCUUGUCCAGCGGAACUGGUCCUCCUGGCUGAUCUUGCAGUGAUUUCUCAGCAUAUUGAAACUCGGCUCCUGCAAAGCUCAUCUUUAGAACCUUCACAAAUCUUUGUUUUGGCACGAGAUCAGGCGCAGUUCAAGGUGUUAUUCUUUGCAGGGGAUCAGGCGGCUGAUCUUUUACAGUUGAAAACUGGGGAUAUUUUGCAUUUUUCGGAUAACUCGGGUUUCCUACUCAACCAUAACUGGACCAAGACGUUGCGAUCGGGGGACAAGCACGUCUUCACCUUCAAGAGGGGUACUAAUAAGAUGGUUUGUCCUCUCGGUGGCCUAGAGCUCUACGUUCGCAUUUGA
Messenger RNA from Porites lobata, 408 nucleotides. Lineage: Eukaryota; Metazoa; Cnidaria; Anthozoa; Scleractinia; Poritidae. The record is from the annotation of a GenBank genome assembly.